AUGCAAGGUCUACACCUCUCCCUAGAGUCUGCGACACUCGAUCUGAUAGCAGGUAAACGUCCAGUGGUAGCUAUACACCCUGAUGGAACAAUCGAAUAUGAGCCAGCUCAUGUUCCUACUUCCGAGCUAGGCAGGAACAUCGAGAGAAUAUGGAACGAAUAUCCUUCUGGAUUUCUCAACAUUGACGAGACUUAUCAUGCUGGUCUAUCACCCGAUGCAACUGCCGUGGAAGAUGAGCUUGUGGAUGAGAAAAUAGAGGAGAAAGGUCAGGGGGGGAUGAUGACCCAUGAAGAAAUGUCAGAUCUACGUACUCAUGUGUAUAGUCAAAUCAAUGAUGCGAGAAACGAAUUAUGGUUUCUUCUAGAAUUGUCGAAAACUCUUAGUCAAUCCGGAUCAUUCACUUCCAACCCUCCUCUCCUCGCUGGAGAGACUUUCCAUCGUCAUCCACGACAACAACCUAAGAAGUCUGACGUCACAUCUGUUUCCAAUGCUCUGACGACGGCGGUAUCGAUGAAUCAGGGAGAACCACCUGUAUUACCCCCAGGAACAUAUACGACCACCCCAGGUCUCGCCGUUUCACCACCGGAAUGGAAGACAGUAUCAGAACUUGAAAAAGCAAUCUUGGCGAGACAUAAAGCUGUUGAAGAAUGUUCAAACAUGAUUGAUUCCGUAGUGGAAGAAAUGAGAAGUAUCUCUGAUGCUGGUGAUCGAUUCUGGAGAGAUAUACGUCAGUUGCGGGAUGGUAAGCAAGGGAGAGGAAGAUGGGCUAUUGUUCCUAAACCUGACUUCGGUAAGACUAUGGCUGUAGGAGAGACAGCGAGGGAUGUGGUAAUUCCAUAUGCUGUUGACGAAGCUCCAUUGGCACAACGGGCGCGGUGCUUGGCCGCUUUUGAUCUGGAUCCUGAAAAGCAGGAUGCGUUAACUUUUGGAUCGAGAAAAAAUAUGCGACUCAAGACAACUGUUAGAGAUACUCUAGGAGAGGCGUCUUCCUCUACAGGUACAUUCACGAGUGAGGAUGUUCAUGGGGUAAUGGACGAGGUACAGAUGGAGGCGUUCGACGAGGACGUCUUCAAUGAGAUCCGUUUGGAAGCUCUCAGAGAUCCACAGUGCACCGUAGAAUCGAACGGAAUACAAGUCAAAGCUGGAGAUGCGGAACUGAUCUUUGAACUGUACGAUACCCGGCAUUCACGACCCAAGACUGUCACAUCACCCCAAGCGGAUUUAUUGCUUCACGGAGCUCGUUUGUCUCUGCUACAACUCUAUCGACACCGCAAACGCCAGCUUAUCGCUCCCACCAUUCCUCCUCCCAGACCUACGUCCAUUUUACAACCUCUAAUCGACAUGAUCACGUUUCAACAAUCCUGUACGACAGUCUUGUCAACACUUGAAAUGUUAGCUGCACCCUUGAACAAGGCGGGGUUCACUGCGGGCAUCAUCACCCGACACGCGGUUGGUGAUCCCUCAGCUGGGAUAGUUGAGAGAUUACUUCUAGAUGGCGGGCAGCUUAAAGAUGUCGGGACAGUAUACAGUCUGGACUUGGACGGAGGUCAUGGUAUUUCGGUAAACAUCACGGCUCCUACCAUUGUGACGGUCACCACUUCAUCUGCCACCUUUCCUCUUACCAACCUAGAAGAUCUUGCUUCUAUUCUAGCGGAAGAUCUUCAAGAUCAAUUACCUUUGAUAGCUGGCGAUUCUCUAGCGGAGUGGUCUCAAGAAGACGGAUCACCGGGCGGGUUCUUUGAUUCUUUAGAAGGAUUAUUGGUAAUUCCACCAGAAGUGAACAUACAAAUCUCUUUCUCACCCCCUUUCAAGGCUGUGGAAGCGGAAGCGAGUGGACCUAUAGGAAGUGAUAUCUCCACCGUUUACCCUGGGGAACGAGAUGUGAGGUUGAUGGAUUGGAUACGGAAUAUAGCCAUGACAGUUGGAUGA
Tremella mesenterica DSM 1558 is the source of this 1929-nucleotide messenger RNA. RefSeq lists its product as uncharacterized. Gene Ontology annotation, biological process: regulation of transcription by RNA polymerase II. Gene Ontology annotation, cellular component: core mediator complex; mediator complex. The transcript is spliced from 7 exons. Gene Ontology annotation, molecular function: transcription coregulator activity. Bases 1 to 1929 code for a protein of 642 amino acids. The record is from RefSeq and is a predicted model, not a curated record. Lineage: Eukaryota; Fungi; Basidiomycota; Tremellomycetes; Tremellales; Tremellaceae.